AUGGAGAAGGUCCUUGUCCUUGUGCUCGUCACCCUUGCUGUGGCCUACGCUGCUCCUGACCCCCGAGGAAUCAUUAUCAAUCUGGAGGACGGCGAGCUCUGCGUGAACAGCGGUCAGUGCAAGAGCAAGUGCUGCCAGCACGACAGCCCCCUGAGCCUGGCCCGCUGCGUCCAGAAGGCCAGAGAGAACAGCGGGUGCUCCCCCCAGACCAUCUAUGGGAUUUACUACUUGUGUCCCUGUGAGCGGGGCCUGACCUGUGAGGCCGACAAGACCAUCAUUGGCGCCAUCACCAACACCAACUACGGCAUCUGCCAGGACCCGAGCUCCAAGAAGUGA
This is a messenger RNA of Chinchilla lanigera (long-tailed chinchilla), 336 nucleotides long. RefSeq names its product colipase, pancreatic (gene Clps). The transcript has 3 exons. Bases 1 to 336 code for a protein of 111 amino acids. The record is from RefSeq and is a predicted model, not a curated record. Gene Ontology annotation, biological process: response to food; positive regulation of catalytic activity; digestion. Gene Ontology annotation, cellular component: extracellular region. Gene Ontology annotation, molecular function: enzyme activator activity; lipase binding. Lineage: Eukaryota; Metazoa; Chordata; Mammalia; Rodentia; Chinchillidae.